AUGUUGUCCACCACUUCCAGCACGACUAGCACUGCACACACCAUUGUUCCCAACCUCACUUUAGGAUCAACGGAUUCCUUUACUCACACCCCUCUCUCCAACCCUCCUCUCUCCAACUAUUUCAAUGAUCCCGCAAAUGAUUAUUACAAUUUCAUGACCCGAAAGUAUCACGUCUAUGCUUGUGAGAGUAAUGGACCUCUUCUCAACGGCACGAAAUUCACUCCUCAUCCAUUGAUCAUGUGUUGUUCGGAAGCGUACAGCAAACACUAUCCAUUGAUUCUCUCUCCGGAUGAUAUUUGGCUCUUGAUCGCUCAGGGUUUUGCCAAACAUGUGGAGAUUCAUUCCGAUCAGUUAAGAUCACAAUUCAUUUCCGAUGAAUCAGAGUCUGAAUUGAAAGAAGAACAAGGCUCAUCAUGGUCGAGUUCAAAAAUCAAAAUUGUAGUCUCGAUGGAUGAUAAAUUUAUUCAUCCUUCUCAACAACAAGAUUCUUCAUCAGAACAUACUCUUGCAUUGAAACAUGUCGAUUGGUCUCGUGUCUUCCAAGAAAUUACUUCUCAAGUGCAAUCCCAUCUUCGCACAGGAAAUGGAGGUUGUGAUAAUAACAACACCUCUUCCCAUUUGUUGGAAUGUAAUUUCUCCACCUCAACACAUAUUGAGAAAAGUGCUUCACAAAUUGUGUUCAUGAGUGCCAUGAAAAAUUACUUUUCCUAUUGGAAUGUAUUUUGUUGUGGUCUACCGAGUAUUACCUUGUUGGGAACUGUUCAUGAUUGGGAGAGUAUUAAGGAGAGAACACUUCAAUUGGAACAAUAUGGAUUCCAAUUUUGGUCCAAAGCAUUGAUUCCAAUUUUGGAUAAAUUCAUAGAGACGGCCAAAUUGAAUGGAUCGUCCUCCAGUCUUCCUGAAUCAUUGAGAAAUUUCUGGAAUCGAAUUGCAUUGUGUAGUAUGAAGAGUGGCUCGUGGCGUGUGACAGGUUGGAUUUCCUACUUUUUCCCUUACAAUCAACAAAAUGAAAUUUCUCGAGAUUUGUCCGCGUUGAAAGACGAUAAUUCGAACAACUUUUUGGACAACGUUAAAGUGAAUGGAUGGGGAACCACGGCAGAUCAGUAUCCAUCCGGUCUAUCGACAGUUCAAGUCCGUCUGUUGAAUUCCCCAGUGCAGGGAGUCGAUUCUUUGCACUACAUGGCUGGAUUCUUGGGCUAUGAUUAUGAUGAACAGUUGAAAGGAAUGAAACCAAGAAUAGGCUGGGCCAUUGGCUCUGAGAAGAAAGAGAAUGACGUCGCAUAUGAGCAAGAGUGA
This is a messenger RNA of Naegleria fowleri, 1296 nucleotides long. RefSeq lists its product as uncharacterized. Lineage: Eukaryota; Heterolobosea; Eutetramitea; Acrasida; Naegleriidae. The transcript has a single exon. Bases 1 to 1296 code for a protein of 431 amino acids. The record is from RefSeq and is a predicted model, not a curated record.